AUGCCCUCUCUCUUUCAAUCUCUCCCCAAAGAGUCUUUUCAACAACAAACUUUGAAUUAUCUCAAUUCUGUACCCAUUCGAAAACAUGUCACUGCAGCUACUACCGACGACUGUGUGGUGGUCUAUCAGGCAUACAAUCCAGAAAUUGCACAACAUGCAGUUUCUCAUCAAACCUUUGAAAAUUGUUCCAAGUUUAGCAUGACUCGAAUGACUUGGAUCAAAACAAAUUAUUUGUGGAUGAUGUAUCGGAGUGAGUAUGCCACGAGUAAAAAUCAAGAACGGAUAUUGGCAUUGUUUAUUGAUAAGGAAUAUUUUGAAAAUUCAAUAUUGGGAAAUGGAAUUUGUAGUUAUUUCUAUUACGGAUUAGACCAAGUCUAUGGCAGUGAAGAGGAAUGGAAGAAGUUAAUGGAUCAACAAAAACAUGCCAACACUUGUGUGCGAGUUCAAUGGGAUCCCUACCACGAUCCCUCCGGAAAUAAAUUACCAGAAGUAAGGGCCAUUCAAAUCGGAUUGAAGGGUGACAUUGUCAAGGAAAUGCUUUCUCAACAUAAAGUGAAAAAAAUUGAGGAUAUUACUUCGUAUGUGAGGGAACAACAUGAACAUUGGAAGCAAACGGGAGAUUUAAGCAUUCCAGUGGAGAGAUUGUAUUCGAUUGAGAAUGAGGAAAUUAAAAGAAAAUUGGCGAUUAUGUAA
This is a messenger RNA of Naegleria lovaniensis, 693 nucleotides long. RefSeq lists its product as uncharacterized. The transcript has 2 exons. Bases 1 to 693 code for a protein of 230 amino acids. The record is from RefSeq and is a predicted model, not a curated record. NCBI's taxonomy places the organism in Eukaryota, Heterolobosea, Eutetramitea, Acrasida, Naegleriidae.